This is a messenger RNA of Scophthalmus maximus (turbot), 495 nucleotides long. RefSeq names its product prefoldin subunit 2 (gene pfdn2). Gene Ontology annotation, molecular function: protein folding chaperone. The record is from RefSeq and is a predicted model, not a curated record. Gene Ontology annotation, biological process: protein folding. The coding region runs from base 1 to 495 and encodes 164 amino acids. Lineage: Eukaryota; Metazoa; Chordata; Actinopteri; Pleuronectiformes; Scophthalmidae. The transcript is spliced from 4 exons. Gene Ontology annotation, cellular component: cytoplasm; prefoldin complex.
AUGGCAGCCAACAGCAGCAGCACGGGUAGCAAGCCCAGCGGCGCCAGCGGCACUGGGGGGAAACAGUCCGGCCCUUCGGCCGAGCAGGUGGUGGCCACGUUUCAGAGGAUGCGUCAGGAACAGCGCAGCAUGGCCUCUAAAGCUGCCGAGCUGGAGAUGGACAUCAACGAGCACAGCCUAGUAGUUGACACGCUGAAGGACGUGGAUCCUUCGAGGAAAUGCUUUCGUCUGGUCGGAGGGGUGUUGGUGGAGAGGACGGUGAAAGAAGUUCUACCAGCCUUGGAAAACAACAAAGAACAGAUCUCCAAAAUAAUCGAGUCCAUCAACACGCAGAUGCAGACGAAAGGGCGGGAACUCACAGAGUACAGGGAACGCUACAACAUCCGGUUGGUGGGAGAGGGCGAAGGGGAGGAAAAGGGCCAGUCGGCGGCGUCCUCCUCCAGGGACAGCGAAGGCGGCGGGUCUAAAAGCGGCGCCGGUGUUUUAGUGUCGUAG